Molecule: messenger RNA, 1037 nt
Organism: Nylanderia fulva
Lineage: Eukaryota; Metazoa; Arthropoda; Insecta; Hymenoptera; Formicidae
Biological process (GO): regulation of actin filament polymerization; negative regulation of apoptotic process
Cellular component (GO): actin cytoskeleton; clathrin-coated vesicle; sarcoplasmic reticulum
Molecular function (GO): calcium ion binding
Source: RefSeq, a predicted model, not a curated record
UAAACCGUGGACGUGAUGCAAUUUCGUUGUAGUUUGUGUCAAUUGUGCAUUGUGCGACGUGAUGUUAUUGUAGUUUUUCGCACAGUCUUCUGCUUUUUUUUUUAGAAAUGUCAUUCUUCGACUUAUUUCGAAAUUUUCUCGGCGUGAAACAUCGCAACGAGCCUGGCACAAGCGGGCUUGGUGAUGAUGAUUCGCACAGAGACAGUUUUCGAAAUCCAAUUUGGCAGAGUGACGAAGAUGAUGACGACAUAGAUGAUUUUAGGCAUCCUAGAAGCGGCAUACACUUUAGCAUCUUUAGUGAUCCACUUGAAAUGACACGUUACUUUGAAUCUCAGAUGGACAAUAUGUUAAAAGGUUUCUUUUUUGGAUUCAAUAAUGGAUUUUUCGGAGAUGAAACCAUUAAAACAUUACCAUCUGGUGAACCUGAUAAACAUGAUAAUUUACGUGACAAAAUGCUGAAACUUUAUCCCCAUUCACCUAUCACAGAUGUAUCACCUGAACAGAAAAUAGAUACAGAUUUGGAUGGAAAAAUUACUACAGAAGAAUUUUCAAGAAUGUGGAAUAAAGGAGAUGUAAAAACAGUAGAGCCUUUUGUACUACAUAGUUUUUCAACUGUAAGAUCUGUUAGAAAAGAGAUCAUACGUAGAUCUAAUGGAACUAUAGAUCAAAAACAAGUAUUUAAAGACAGUGAAGGUAAUGAGGAGACAAUAGUUUCAAGAGAAAUAGGUGACAAAAAAUAUGUUAUCACUACAAAAAAGGAUAAAAAUGGUGUUGAAACAAAAUCGGAAGAUUUCUUUAAUAUGGAUGAAAGCGAGUUGAAAGACUUUACGCAAAAAUGGACACCUUCCAUAAAAGAUAACACAGACAGUGACUAUACAAAUUUAAAUCGCUUUCCAUGGGAAAAAUUUUUCGAUCCCAAAUUAUAGCAGACAGUGAAGUAAAUAGAAAGUAGUUUCCUUUUCCUAAUAGCUGAAACAUGCCUCCUUUGUAUAUAUAUAUAAUCUAUAUUAAAUAUCCAAUAAAUUAGUUAAACCAAA